AUGUCUCAAAUUGCUCGAGUUUCGACGGCCGCGAGCGCGGUGGCGAAGAACACUCAAUCGCGCGUCGGUCGCGGUCGUUCUCUUCGUCCGCGCGCGUCAGAAAACGCCCAAGCCGGCGCCGAUGAUGUCGACAGACGACGCGCGCUGUUCGGUCUAUCCACCGCGGCUCUGGCGAGCGCUCUGUCACCUCUGAGCGCUAUUGCGGCCGAAGAGGAGAAGGCGAAGAAGGUGGUCGCCGUCCCGUACGCGAAAUACGCGGUGCAAGCGGAGUCAAGCGAGGAGGCGAUCAACGUCGCGAAGGCUCUGAAGGAGGCGGGCGCGCGACUGUACGGAGCGUUCUGGUGCGAGAACUGCAACAAACAAAAGGAACUUCUGGGCAAGGAGGCGAUGGAGUACAUCGACUACAUCGAGUGCUUCCCGGAUGGGGUGUACCAAAACUCCCCGGGACAUGAAGAUCGCGUGAAGCCCGAUGGAAUUUGCGAUGGGUACACAAGCGCGUGGCCGCUGUGGGUCAUCCCAAAGCCGGACGGCGAAGAGAUUGGCAUCCAGGGCCAGAUCAAGAAACCGCGUGAUCUGCAGCGAUUGAUCAAGGAGGCGAAGGGCGAGAAGACGGACUUGCUCAAGUACUUCACCACGCUCGAGGUGGAAUAA
Molecule: messenger RNA, 651 nt
Organism: Ostreococcus tauri
Lineage: Eukaryota; Viridiplantae; Chlorophyta; Mamiellophyceae; Mamiellales; Bathycoccaceae
Product: Thioredoxin-like fold
Exons: 1
Coding region: 1-651 (216 amino acids)
Source: RefSeq, a predicted model, not a curated record